AUGGGCCGCAGCGACUUAAUUGAGACAUGCUGCCGACUCCAGAGGAGCUGCAAAGACUUACAGUGCUCCCUCGACGAGCUUCGCGACGAAGGUGCUCGCCUUGGGGCAGAGAAGGCCGACCUCGAACGCGAAGUUGCUCAAACGGAACUGCUUCUUGAGCGCCUGCACCGCGACGACGGCGUCGUCGGGAACUUCUUCAAGGAUAUCGGCAUUCACCAAAUUUCCGACUUUAUCCAGCACGUCCGGACGCAGACUCCGGAAGCAGCUGCAGCAGCGGCCGCUGCGGCGGCUGCGGCAGCGGCGGCUUUUGGAUCCUCUGCGAGCGCGCUGAUGAAGGAGACGCAGAAGCAUCAGUUCGGGAUCCGGCGAGAACCUGUCCUAGAUGGUCUCAGUAGACGACAAGCGGCCGGGCUCCGCGAGCAAGGACAACCCGUUUUUCAGGCAACACAGAGAAAGGGAGAGGCGCUGUUAAGCAGUGCGGAGCGAGCGGCGUCCGAUAGCAUUUUCACGACAGCCUCGUCAUCUUCGCUGGCGGGAAAAACUCCCACGGAAGCAGCCAAGGAAAUCGCCCGCGCCAUGACCGAGGCCGCGACGGAGGCGUGGCACAGAACGAGCAGCCAGCGGCUUGGGCUGGCGGGAGCCGGGGAGAAGAAGGCCCACAAGGAGGAGGCUGAAAAGGCGUCGCCCUUGCUGGAAAGCGAAGAGAAGCAGGAAGAAAGGAGUCGUCAAGACCCCUUCUCCGACGAACUGGUCAUGAGAGCCGUCGGACAACAAGGCGGGAGCAGCGUACGGGCCCUCUUGCAGCGGAAGCAGACGGAGGAGAGACUCCAGAGACAGAUAGCCCAGUGGCUCGACGACGCGAGCAGCCUGUCGAUCGAGGAAGUCCCUCGGCCUUCUCAAGCUUUUCCAGUUCCAAGUUUGGCUUCCGGUCUGACUCCAGCUCUCUCUACUGUCACGUCUUACUCUUCAUCUGGCGCGUCUCUUGCGGUGACGCCUGGCGUGUCUUUGCCUGUGGACCCACCCCGUGAGUCUGAGGCUGUGCGUGGGGAGCCCGGGUGUGAGGCAGGCGCGAACAGCGAGAAGGCUACUCAAGAAGGCCCAGCAGAAGUCUUCGAGGUGGAACCCGCUGGCGCAGAUGUCCCUCUCUCGACACACGAGGAAAGACAACGCGCCCGCCAACUCUGCGACGCCAGGCUCCUCGCCAUGCAAGUGGAGAAGGCCCUUGGAAUGCUUGACAUCGGCCGCUUCGCCCCGCAGUACCUACCCUCGGCGGCCUGCUCUGCUCCCGCGGACGCCUACUCGACGCAGAAGAAAGACGGCUCUGCGCCAGGCGAAGGAGACAGCCGCGCUGAAGGGAAAAGAGACGGAGACGCCUGCUCGGGUUUCAUCGAUGGGUCCAGUCUCGACGACCUCUGUGCACGCGUUUUCGGGGAACAGCGCAACGACACCGUCCCCCAAAUAGAGGCGCCACAAAGAGAGAAACUGAGGCCGCAGAAAGAGAGACAGGACUCGAAGGCCGACUCCGACAAAGAUGCAGUGGAGAUGAAGAAGGAACUGCACAAAAGGGGCACCGCAAGCUGUGUAGACGCAGGUUCGCGGGGAGGUGGGGGCGUUUUAGAGACGAAGUCGAGCAAAGAAAACGAUGAGGGUCAAGAGUCGGAGCGGUCGCCACUGUGCGAAGGUGCUGCGUCUCCCGCCGAGUCUCAGGCGGAGGAACAGCCGUCGGAUGCGAAUGGUCUUUCUUUGCAGCCGUCAAGUCAGGAAGACGGAGGGUUUUACGCCGCUUCAAGCGAGCUCAGAGAAGACGGAGACGGCUUAGAAACGAGCUCUCCGGAGAAAACGAAAAUCGUGUUCGAGCGUGAGAAGCCUCGAGAAGAAGGCCGGGAACCCGCCUCAGUUCCUCCCGCAGAGCAGGCCGAAACCCCCAGCGCGGUGCACGCUUUGGCGCCGGCGUCUGUCACGUGGGAGGGGCCUCCUGCGCUUGGAGCCAGGGGGAAAAAGGAAGAAGCGGAAAUCGGGAGGCUUUUUCUGGAAGAGGCUCACGGGGACACGACGACUGGGGGGGCUCCUGGGGCCUCCAAGUCGAGGAACGAGACGGCUUCCUUGCCUGCGUCGAGCUCUCCUUUCUCUCCCGCUUCGGCCAUGACCGUGGAGUGCCAGCUGCUGCCUGAUGGCGCUGUUUUUCUCUCCUGGAAAUUUGGCCCCGAACCGCGAGCCCUCGUGGCUGCUGCGCCUGCAGGAACCUGCCGGCAACUCGAGGUCCAAGUGAGCGUCCUCGACCUCACUGCACAGUUCGAAGCCGCCUCGCUGAAGGUAUCCUCUUCGAAGACCGCCUCGCCUUCCGGCCUCCUGGCGCCCAUGCAGAAGACGCGGGCCGCGACGUUGCUUCUUGACUCGCUGCAACUCGAGCGAGAGUACCACUUGACCCUCAUCGCGCGCUGCAUGCAACUCACCUUUUCGACGGGCGUCGAGGAAGACUGUGGCGAGCCAGUUUGCGGCGUGACUGUCCAUUUUCGUCUGCAUGCAGACGGCCUGAGGAGCCUCCGCAUGCGCCCCGUUAGUCUCUCGACUCUCGCCUUCUUCCCCACGAGGAGACACGCCGCCCCAGAGCUCCCUGCCUCCACACCCCACAACGCGCCUGCCCCCACUUCCUACCACUCUCCGUCUCUUUCCAACGGGGGAAACGGAUCCAGCGCCGUGACGGAUCAGGAAUACUGUUCUGCCUCUUCAUCUCCUCCGGCCUCUUCUUCUCUCGCCUCUUCUUCUUCUUCUUUUGUCGCCUCUUCUUUUGCUCGCGCCUCCGCUGUGAGGCAGAAAGGGGCAGGGCAACCCGUGCAGCCGCCUUGCGCGCAUGUGGACGGCGAGAUAGUCAGAGCGGACGAGCUUCGAGGAGUCGCUUGUUUGCCGGAGAUGAAAACUCCGUUUAGCCAGCAGGCAGUCUUCUCGCCAUCUUCGGCCCGCGCGGAGAGUGACGUCCCCAGAAGCGCGGAAGAGCGCGUUCAGAGCGAGGCGCCGGGGAAGGCCCCUGUGGGAUGCAUAGAGACAAGGCCCACUAAUUGUGUCCCCGCCGCAGAGACUUCUUCACUUUCUCAGUGGACGUCGACUGACGAGAGCCCCUGCUGGCGUGCAAGUUCUCCAAAUGAGUUUUUCUUUUCUCCAAUUCCGACCGACGCCGGAUGCACAAACGCGCGAACUCAGGUGGCGGGUUUCGCCUCACACCCGACGCCACCUGAGACUACCGCGUUUCACUCGGUCGCUGCGCGACCUCUCUCGGCGGCCUCAGACACUCGUGGACUUCUCACAGUCGCUUUCCAGUCGCCUGAAGGGGAGCGCGUGGGGCCAGUUGGGGGCGAGAAGGGGGGAACUCGCAGCUUCUCACCCUCUGGCAGUGAAGAGGUUACGCUUUCGACCGGCAGAUCUGAGGUCGGAGUGGAGGCGCGCCCUCGAACGCUGGGUGUCUCUCCUCUAGGAAGGGAGAACAUCUCUCGCUCCGCGUUUCCCCACUCUUCUUUUGGGGUUUCCCGGCCGUCUCCGCAGCUGGAGCCUACUUCGCAUGCACCUUCUGUUGGCCUCCCCGUCGCUGGCUCUGCCGGAGGGACUCUUGGGUCUGUUCUUCCCGUUUUCCAAGCUCCUGGAUAUCCAAGCGGAGUGAGAGACAACCUUCCUUCCCCAUUGCACCCUUCUUCAGUCUCCGCAGUUUCUUCAUCGGUGCUGUUUUUUCCUCAGCCUGCGCAAGGCAAUCUCGUACCCCACGCUACGAGGCUGGAAGCCCGUGCCUCUCCUCAGUCUCCAUCCGCUCCGACAGUUUGCCUCGACUCCGCCCCCGAGAGCCUCCCCCUGGCAAGGUCGACGGCUGCCCUCUCAGACGUCGUCGAGUCGCUGAAGAGCUUCGAGGCUUCGGCCUGGCAGCUGGCCCGCGGGGGCGCCCGGGCGCACCAAGCGACGUUGGAUGGUGGCGAGGCGUCGAGUCCUUCGCGGCUUCGCGGCCGGGGCCUGACGUCUCUCGGGUGUCUCUACACGCGCACAGACACCGAGCAGGGCGAGGAGGCAGAGCGGAGCGACGCGAGCGCCUUCCGAACUUCUCAGGAGCCUGGAGAUGCAUGCGCCGCGCCGGGGGUCAGCGGCUGCCGCCUCGGAGGAAGUCUCGGCUCUGCGGCGAAGGCUUCAAGCUUGGGAGCCGAGGGAGGUGGGAGAGUUCGCAGCUCUUCGUUCCGGAGAGAACAGAAACAGCAAUGGGUGCAGUGCAGGAAGCAACUGUGGGCGAUGCCAGAAAGCGUUCGCGUUCGCGCCUUGAGUUCCAGCACCUCGAAAACUCUCUCCGCCGGAGAGGCUCACCAGCCUGCAGCGACUCCCGCGCUUCAGCCGAACGCGGAUUUCGCUGCUCAAGGCCCGACCGUGGAGUCGCGUCUCCCUGGCAGUUCUCCCGUGGCGCCUCAGAGCGGCUCGUCAGACGCCGACUCUCUGGCGUCCGGACUUCCCUGCGGGAGUCCAAGCCUCCAUGUGCCUUCCCUAGGACAAGGCAGCGAUUUCUCGCAGGGCAACGCGCCUUUGUCGCAUGCAGUGCGUUCCUGGCCUCCAACUGAGGAGACGAACGCGCAUCCAGGGAAGAAGAACCUGUUUCCAGAGACAGCGACUGACGCUGCGUCUCCACCCGUGGCGGAAGUUUUACACCGGGGGGGCACCUACGCUGCAGAGGCGUUUGCAGCCGCGCAGAGUCCAGCAACAGUUUCAUCGACUGCGCCCGUGAGCGAAGGCAGUGGAGCAAAGAGACUCAAUCCCAGCCGAGGGGCGACAAGAGACCUGGAGGCAUCCGUGCCUGGCGCCCAAGACACUUGUCGCCAUCCCGAAGCCCGCCUGACGACCGGCGGAGUCGCACCCGCUGCUACCUCUGCGUCUGCAAGAGAUGUCUUCGGUUUGGAGGCAGAAAAAAGCCGCGUGAGAAGAGAAAACGAGACAGAUGGGCCGAACCCGACCGUCUACGAGGUUGGCGCGCUCGCGAGUCUGAUGGCGGUGCGAAGGCAAGAAGAAGAACUCAAGAAGGUGCUCCAGGAACAGAGAGUGAAGCAGCAGCAGCUCCAGCGACGUCAGCAGGAUCUGCAGAGGCACUUGGAGGCAGCCGGAAUCCGAGAGCAAAGACUCCAGGCGUCGCACAGCUCUCUCUCUGGGGCAGCGACUGCGCCAGAGAGCGACGUUGUUUCUGUUAAGUCGGGAGUUUCUCGUGAUGCGUCAGACAGAAGGCCGACUCAGGCGGCGGGGGGAGAAUGCAGCGGCAUGAGUGCUUGUGGGACUUCUCUGGAAACACGAGUGGGAGCGGGAGAGCCAGGAGAAGGCAGAGAUCAGGACUCGAGGGAAGGAGAAAAGAGCUUGCGAGGCGACCCUCCGCAAAUGCCAAAGGUUGUCGGAAGUCUCGCGGUGAAGGCGGCUCCACCCGCCAACCUCUCAGUCAUCGCCCCCAAGACGCAGACCCACCGCGAGGCCGCUGCGUCGCUCUCAUCUUCGCCGUCUCGAGCCGCUCAGAGCUGCUUGCUGUCGGGCUCGGUCGCAUCUGGUGUUUUCCCGAAUCACAGAUCUUGUUCCGUCGCUCCUGGGGUGUCUCUGCAUGCGUCAGAGCCGCGCUUGUACUACGCAAACAGCCUCGUUUCCUCGCGGGAGGACCUGCUGACAGAGGCGACCAAACACUCCGGACAAGUCACCAACAUGGUGUCUUCCUCGCAGGAAAUCUUGCGUGCAGGGGAAUCUGGUGUUUUCGCAGUCGCAACGGACCUCGAGAAGAGGCAGGAGGCACACCAGGGAGCGCACCCUCGAGUCCAGGGGCUGAGCCUCCAGAGUUUUCCACCAUGCGGAUUUCAGGACAUCCCUGCAGGGGGACGGGAGCGACUGGGCGGCGCGGUUGGGGUGCCGACGGCACUUCCAGUCGUGGGCCUUGGAAAAAACGUCUCGCUUUUGGAUGGAAAACGCAUGCGAUACGCUGGCGCGACCCAGAGCUCUCCUCAGCAACUGUGGGCGCCGGAGCUCGGCGCGCCUCUUCCCCGAGUUCCGCCGCUAGACCCGCAGAUGGCUCAGGCCGCGCCGCGGCGGUUGUCCCCCAACCGACGGCCGACCGCUGGAGACACCUCACGGACCCUGCCGUCUCCCUGGAGCACGCCACAGCGCAUGCAUCGCGCGGGAUUUCCUAACGCGCCUGCCGCUCCGGCUGCGGCUUCGCCUCUGGCAAACCGAGACCGCGCUGCGAGGACUCCCUCGACUGAGACGGGCCUGCGCCGCGUGCCCUUGGGAGAUGGUGGGGACGGCGCCACCGGUCAGAGCUCAGGGGAGAAGCAAGUGAAGGAGACGCAACAAACAGAUACUGAGGCCUCCUGGGGCUCCCGCGUCCUCACAUCUCUGGGAAGUGCUGUCUUGGCCUUGAGCCCCUCGCGGUCCUCCGCCCUUUCGCAGGCUUCUGUCUCUCUGCAGGCUUCCACCUCUCUGCAGACGCGACGUCGCUCGCUGGAACCGGUUGGCCGGGUCGACGGAAGACCCAGCGCCGCUCUGCUCCCGCCGGAACUGAAUGCGUCGGCGUCCCCGAGUCUCUUCGCAGCUGCGUCGCCGCCCCGCUCUGUGGCUGCCGACCCCCGACUGAUGCACACGAUGUCUCUCUCGAUUCAGCCGAUGCCCCGGGGUAUCUUGGCGCCUCAGGGAAAUCAAGCCUUCCCGGGGUUGCCGUUAGUCCCGGCGAACGCACCCGCUCCUCGACCGGUUGCUGCAGCGUCGUCCGUUUCAGGCGUCUCCGUGUUCCCCUCUCCGGGGGUUGUUUCUCCGUCUGUCACAGCUUCUUUCUCGAGCGCUGCUCAGGUCUUGCCAGGAAAUGCACUCGGGGGUGCCGUCCACCCCCAGUGUUCUGGGUUUGGGCUUCUUCGGCCGGCUUCAGGAGCUCCGAGUUCGCCGGUCGUGUCUGCUGCCCGCCUCCCGCCGGGUGCUUCUGCGGUCCAUACACCGAAGGCGUUGACUUCCGGGGUCGCUAGGCCGGCCCCGCUUUCGUAUGCGCACCACCUCGCAGUGACAUCUCAAAACAGCGGAGUCGCAGCCGCUGCUUCACUCGCAGUCCCAGGCGACGGGAAGGAGAACCGUGGAACGCACGAGGCGGCGGAAGUGACCCGCCUACAAGAAACUGCACCAGGAGCUCAGGCAGUGCAGGCACCCGUAUAUAAACCGGCCUCUUUUGUGUCGCUCUCACAGGGAGAAGCGAGGGAAGGCCCAGGUUCGCAGAGUGCCAAUGCUGUCAGUGCCAAAGGUGGAGAUACUGCGGGACACUCAGGAACUGCGCAGCUGCUGCGGCCGAGCUCUGGCCCCCCGGGGGGCGCAGGGAAGCUGGGGAGACAAGUGACGUUUUACUGAAAUUAGGAAUUGGACGAACGCGCUUUGUCCGCGCCGUCCGCAUGCGUUGGCUGCCAGAUGCAGGUCACAGACUACAAGACAGGUGUCUCAAAAGAAGCUAAGGCCCCGCGGCACAGGGGGGAGGAGGAUA
Messenger RNA from Toxoplasma gondii ME49, 7504 nucleotides. RefSeq lists its product as hypothetical. Bases 1 to 7374 code for a protein of 2457 amino acids. The record is from RefSeq and is a predicted model, not a curated record. The transcript has 5 exons. NCBI's taxonomy places the organism in Eukaryota, Apicomplexa, Conoidasida, Eucoccidiorida, Sarcocystidae.